UUAUAUAUAUACAACACAACAAUUAAGAGAGAAGACUUGAUUUUAAUUACGAGAGACAAGAUGACAAUAAUUGCACACUUCAUUGUUGCCUUUCUGGCUUUGGCAUCAUCUUUUGCCUCUGCCUAUGAUCCCAGCCCUCUCCAAGACUUUUGUGUGGCAGUUAAUGAUACCAAAUCUGCUGUUUUUGUAAAUGGAAAAUUUUGCAAAGAUCCUAUGCUUGUGGUAGCUGAAGAUUUCUUUAAACACGUUGAUGCUGGAAACACUACGAAUAAACUUGGUUCAAAAGUUACUCCAGUUAGCGUUAAUGAAUUAUUCGGACUCAACACACUAGGCAUAUCCUUAGCUCGUAUAGACUUUGCACCCAGAGGAUUAAACCCUCCUCACAUUCACCCGAGAGGCACAGAGAUUGUUAUUGUCAUUGAAGGCACUCUUCAUGUUGGAUUUGUCACCUCUAACCAAAACAAUGGACAGAACCGUCUUUUCACCAAAGUGCUAAACAAGGGUGACGUGUUUGUGUUUCCAAUCGGGCUUCCUCACUUCCAAUUGAAUGUUGGUUAUGGCAAUGCUGUUGCUAUUGCUGCUCUAAGCAGUCAAAAUGCAGGAGUUAUCACUAUCGCCAAUGCUGUUUUUGGAUCUACUCCUCCAAUAUCUGAGGAAGUUUUAGCCAAAGCCUUUCAAAUAGACAAAAAUACAAUCGAUUAUCUUCAAAAGCAAUUCUGGUAUGACAAUAACUAGUUGGGAGAAAGAAGAUGCAGAUCUUCAGUUUAUACCAUGAUUAUUAAUUUAUUACUUGCACCUCAUGCAAUUAUUCAUCCAUUCUAAUAAAUAAAAAGCAUGAAGGUUAAUUUAUAUGUACCACGUUAUUUGGUUUGAUAUAAU
Messenger RNA from Arachis stenosperma, 879 nucleotides. RefSeq names its product germin-like protein subfamily 1 member 7. The coding region runs from base 61 to 735 and encodes 224 amino acids. The record is from RefSeq and is a predicted model, not a curated record. Lineage: Eukaryota; Viridiplantae; Streptophyta; Magnoliopsida; Fabales; Fabaceae. Gene Ontology annotation, cellular component: cell wall. Gene Ontology annotation, molecular function: manganese ion binding. The transcript has 2 exons.